AAAAAAGAAAGUUGAUUUAUGAUUAGUUGACAUUAAAUUCGAUAAUUCGUUAAACCUAUAUAGUGUUAAUUUAGUGCUUUCUCUGAAAUUUUAUCCAUUUAUACAUUUUAUCACUGUGUUUAUAUUUGAGACUGUAAAGUGAAAGAACAAAAUGAAUCUAAAACGAAGUUUACCCAAUAUAUUGAUUACAGGAACCCCUGGAGUUGGAAAGUCAACCAUUAGCAGAAAAUUAGCAGACCGUGUAAAAUUUGCGUGGCGGGAGGUGUCCAAGUUGGCCGAAGAACACAACUGUUUAGAUGAAUUUGAUCCGGAAUACCAAUGCCCUUUCCUUAAUGAAGAUAAACUGCUGGAUGUCAUGGAAGGAAUGAUGGCGAAAGGUGGCAACAUUGUGGAUUACCACGGUUGUGAAUUCUUUCCAGAGAGAUGGUUCGAUGGUGUCUUUGUUAUCAGGACAAACAAUACAACAUUGUUUGAUAGAUUAUCUCAAAGGGGAUACACAGGCAAAAAAUUAGAGGACAAUAUACAGUGUGAAAUCUUUGAGACUUUACUAGAAGAAGCGCAGUCAUCGUAUAAGCCAGAAAUCAUUGUAGAGCUUAGAAAUGACACUGAAGAACAGUUGCAAAGCAAUGUUAACGCUAUAGUGGAAUGGAUUGAAAGAUGGAAGGAAGAAAAUAUAUAAUUUAACAAUA
Molecule: messenger RNA, 689 nt
Organism: Colias croceus (clouded yellow)
Lineage: Eukaryota; Metazoa; Arthropoda; Insecta; Lepidoptera; Pieridae
Gene: Ak6
Product: adenylate kinase isoenzyme 6 homolog
Exons: 4
Coding region: 152-679 (175 amino acids)
Cellular component (GO): cytoplasm; nucleus
Molecular function (GO): AMP kinase activity; ATP hydrolysis activity; ATP binding
Source: RefSeq, a predicted model, not a curated record